This is a messenger RNA of Hydatigera taeniaeformis, 357 nucleotides long. The record is from the annotation of a GenBank genome assembly. Lineage: Eukaryota; Metazoa; Platyhelminthes; Cestoda; Cyclophyllidea; Taeniidae.
GGUUCAUCGACGAAAGUCAUACGUUGGUUUUGGAGCAAGAAAAUGCAAGAUGAAUGUCAUUCCGUUUCUCCUUCUCCUUCUACAUUGAAGAUCCAAUUGGAGCGUCAGCGAGAGCAAACACAAGAAGUUCGUUGGCAGGAUCCGGAGGAUGUGACACAGUGUUCUGGGUGCAAGCGCCCCUUUGAGACUGGCAUGGUGAAACAGAAUUGUCGUCACUGCGGUGCUAUCUUCUGCUCAGCCUGUCUAGCUAGGGUGAUUCCUCCCUCUGGUACCCGUUCACGCCCCGCACACGUCUGUGACAUGUGUCACACCCUCCUGGUAAAGGACGCCGCCCCUAAGGACGCUUAUGAUGAAUAA